Caenorhabditis sp. 36 PRJEB53466 is the source of this 12231-nucleotide messenger RNA. The record is from the annotation of a GenBank genome assembly. Lineage: Eukaryota; Metazoa; Nematoda; Chromadorea; Rhabditida; Rhabditidae.
AUGCGCUCCGUCGGCGGCUCGUUCCAUCUGCUGCAGCCCAUCGUCGCCGCACCGCUCCUGCUCCUCGUGCUCGUGCUCUCCGUCUGCCUCUUCUUCGCCGCCGAGCAGUGUGAGUGCAUCUUGAUUUCCGCCGAUUUUUUUUUGUUCGGUUUGCAGUUGGACGACGUGCGGAUGACACUUCACGCGAUGUGCUCUUCUCCAGGGCCAAGUACUCGGGCGUGCCAGUGCGUCAUUCUCGAUGGCGACGCGACGCCGGCGUGCACACUGUCGAGGCGCCACACUGUGGCGACACGACGCCACGUGGCAAACGUGACGACGGCGGCCGACGGUUGCUGCGCGGAGUGGCGCGUGAUUGUGGACACGCGUGCCACUUGCGGCUGCGAUCCGACGACGCCGUCUACGUCGUCCAUUUGCGUCGAUGGAACCAGAUUGCCGACUCGCACAACAAGUAGGGCUUUUUAGGCUUCUUAAAUUUUCGAAUUCCACAGGUACAUCACGCUAGACUCUAAGAGAAACGUUAUGUUCGCGCCAAAAAGAAAAGCAUUGCGCGCGCACGGCGACCAAAAGUCUAGAAAGGGGCGUGGCCUAAUCUGAGACGCGUUAUCCAGCACUUUUCCGAUGAUUUUGUGUUUGAUAUCGACGAAAGAAAAGAUAUUAAAGAGAGAAAACAUUGAAAUUUUCGUGAAAACGCCGCGUUUGACACGUUUUUGGCAUAUUUCGCAAUACGCUCUCCGCCGCAAUUUCGGAAUUGUAAUACCGGCCGAUCUGGAUCGGUUUUGAGACGAAAUGAGUGUCGGAAGUGAUUAAGCACGUUAAUACAUGUAUUUUAAGCGUUGAAACGGCAAAACGUAUCGGCGAAUGACUGAAAUUCGCGCAUUUUCAGCACAAAACUAGAAAUCGAUUCAAUUGAUUGAAUUUCUGAAUGAAACCUGCUCGUUUUAAGCUCAAAAAGUGCACGCGAUGAUUAGGUUAACAAAGUUUUGCAAUUACAUCGUCGAAAUCGUCCAAAAUUUGGGUAAUCUUUGACGAAAAACCAUGAAAAAUGGGGUAAAGUUUCGAAUUUCGCGCCAAAAUGGUGUCAAAACCGUGCACGCGCUAGGCCACGCCCCUUUCUACGUUUUUGGUCGGCGUGUCGAGCGUCUAUGAUGCUUUUCCGUUUUUAGAGAGUCUCAAACGACUGUUUUUUUCUUGGCGCAAUCGAGAUUUGAGCCAGCAGACGGUUGGCGUGAAACUUGAUUUGAGAACUUAUUAAUCUAGCUAGACAAUUUAUUAAUCUUAUCAGGCCGCCGUUAAAUUAAUAGCAAAAUGUCAUUGAUGGGUGUCAAUUCCAGAAGCGUUGCCCACUUUGCCAACUCGAACUACUCGCCGAUGGUCCUCUAUCUGGACUCGGAGGCGGAGGUGCGUGGCGGAAUGGCGCGCGCGGAGCCGGACUGCAUCUACCGCGCGCACGUCAAGGGCGUCGAGCAGCACUCGAUCGUCAAUCUGUGCGACUCGGACGACGGACUCUACGGAAUGCUCGCCCUGCCGUCGGGCAUUCACACCGUCGAGCCGAUUGUCAGCGGAAGCGGGACGGGUGCGUGACGACGGGCGGUCCCUACUGGUUCAACCGAUAAUCUCGUUUUUAGACGACGGCGCCGACCGACAUCGUCAGCACCUCGUCCGAAAGUUCGAUCCGAUGCACUUCAAAGCCUUCGACGACAUCAACUCGACGGCGGUCCUCAACGCCUCGUCGCCGACGGUUGCCACGUGGCAAGACAAGUGGGAGGACGUUAAUGGUACGUCUCUGGCGCUCGAGUGUCUCGUUUGAGGGGGCCAGGAAUGAAUGUACGUGUAAAGGUCAGGGAACUGUUUGAGAGUGUGGUGGCGCGCCGCCGCCGCGCAGUUGUUUGCCUACGCGCGCGGGCGCCGAGACCGAGAGACGACGCAACUUUUUGAGUGGGUCGAUGAAAAAAUGAUGAUAAACUCUGGAGGUAGACAAUCAAAUUGAUCUUUGUUCCGGCAAUUUGCAAUUACACUAGUUUGUGCAAGUUUUUGUGACGAAAAUCGAGUUUUGCAUGAGAUUUCGGCGGCGCAGACACCAAUCAUGACAUAAUUUACUGAAAAAAGCUACUAAAACUAUGUCUGAACGCGAUUUUCACACUGAAAUCGGCAUAGGAACGUUGGUUUUCAAUCCAGCUUGCUCUUCCACAUUUCCCGCAUCGUUUAGCGAGCUAUUGCCGAUUUCCUGAAGGCGCCCGAAAAACCUAUAGUUUGUGUGUGUUAGUGCCGUAUAAUGGGCUAUUACACUGACACGUUUCGGCUGGCAUCGGGGUCUGAGACGUCUGAGCGGUAUUUCGAGGGUGGCAGUGUGUUGAGGAGGUGAUGGCGAUGGAUUUGAUAUACAUAAUGCGCUAGUUUGGCGGAACUUUAUAUUUCCGUACAUCGGGGGUACUUGCUCCGCGAGCACAUUGAGUCAAAAAACGGUGUGCGAAGAAAUAGGGGCAUGAUGGGUGUCAAAACGUUCGUAAACUUCUGGAGAAUCCGAAAAUCAUGGCCAAAACAUGAUCUAAACGUUUUGUUUGUUUUUUGCAGCUAGAAAAGCGCGUUCGCGUCGAGCGGCCAACUCUUGGGACCACUACGUGGAGGUGCUCGUCGUGGCGGACACGAAAAUGUACGAGUACCACGGCCACUCGCUGGAGGACUACGUGCUCACGCUGUUCUCGACGGUCGCCUCCAUCUACCGGCAUCAGUCGUUGCGCGCCUCGAUCAACGUCGUCGUCGUCAAGUUGAUCGUGCUGAAGACGGAGAACGCGGGCCCACGCAUCACCCAAAACGCCCAACAAACGCUUCAGGACUUUUGCCGAUGGCAACAAUACUACAACGAUCCGGACGAUUCGAGUGUGCAGCAUCACGACGUGGCGAUUCUGCUCACGCGCAAGGACAUUUGCAGAUCGCAGGGCAAGUGUGACACUUUGGGGCUCGCCGAGCUCGGCACCAUGUGCGACAUGCAGAAGAGUUGCGCGAUCAUCGAGGACAACGGUCUGUCGGCGGCGUUCACGAUCGCCCACGAGCUCGGGCACGUCUUCUCGAUUCCGCACGACGACGAACGAAAGUGCUCGAGCUACAUGCCCGUCAAUAAGGUAGGCGUAUAUAGUGUGCGCGGGCGGGCGACGUGUACGAUUCAACACGUUCCAGAACAAUUUCCACAUCAUGGCGCCGACGCUCGAGUACAACACGCAUCCGUGGAGUUGGUCGCCGUGCUCCGCCGGAAUGCUCGAACGAUUCCUCGAGUAUAGCAUCAGCAGACAUCGUCUAAACUCGAUCUUUGUUGUCUUUGCAGAAACAAUCGAGGACAAAUUCAAUGUCUGUUCGAUCAGCCGGUCGAACGUCGCUACUAUGAGGAUGUGUUUGUGCGCGAUGAGCCCGGCAAAAAGUACGACGCUCAUCAGCAGUGCAAAUUCGUUUUCGGACCCGCUUCCGAGUUGUGCCCUUAUAUGGUCAGCAGGACACGCCCCACUUUUUCUUUAAAAUAAACGUUGUUUGUAGCCGACAUGUCGCCGUCUUUGGUGUGCAACAUUCUACGGAAGCCAGAUGGGCUGUCGAACUCAGCAUAUGCCGUGGGCCGACGGAACGCCGUGCGACGAGUCGAGGAGCAUGGUGAGCAGUGUAGACGUUUAGUCAUUGUGGAGAAAAACGCCCCCGAUCUUUCAGUUUUGCCAUCACGGAGCAUGCGUACGGCUCGCGCCCGAAUCGCUCACCAAAAUCGACGGUCAGUGGGGCGAGUGGCGCACGUGGGGCGAAUGCAGUCGAACGUGCGGCGGAGGAGUUCAGAAGGCGUUGCGCGAUUGCGACAAUCCCAAGUGAGUUUUUUUCCGUUUUCCUUCUUAGCCACGCGUCUUUUGCCGCUUCAACUCUACGCGCGCGCGCGCCACGGCGACCAAAAGUCUAGAAAGGGUCUGAGGCGCGUUUCCUGAAAAUUGCCGCAAUUCCAGCACACUUUCCCGAUGAUUUUGUGUUUGAUAUCGACGAAAGAAGAGACAUUAAAGAGAGAAAACAUUGAAAUUUUCGUGAAAAUGCCGCGUUUGAGACGUUAUUGGCAUAUUUCGCAAUACGCCCUCGGCGCCGCAGUUUCGGAAUUUUCAUACCGGCCGAUCUGGAUAGUUUUGAGACGAAAUGAGUGUCGGAAGUGAUUAAGCACGUUAAUACAAGUAUUUUAAGCGUUCAAACGGCAAAAAAUAUCGGCGAAUGACUGAAAUUCGCGCAUUUUCAGCACAAAACUUAAAAUCGAUUGAAUUGAUUCAUUUCUGAAUGAAACCUGCUCGUUUUAAGCUCAAAAAGUGCGCGAUGAUAAGUUUAUUAACAAAGUUAUGCAAUUAAAUCGUCGAAAUCGUCCAAGAUUUGUGUAAUUUUUGACGAAAAACAUGAAAAAUGGGGUUAAAUUUCGAAUUUCGCGCCAAAAUGGUGUCAAAACCGUGCACGCGCUAGGCCACGCCCCUUUCUACGUUUUUGGUCGGCGUGUCGAGCGUCUAUGAUGCUUUUCCGUUUCUAGAGAGUCUCAAACAUUUGAAACUGCGUGAAAUUUUUUUUUCAAAAUCGACAUUUUACGCAAGUUUGGCGUGCAAAAUGUCUUGACAGUUAUUUGAGUUAGAAGUAGUCUAGCUAGCUUCAAACUGGUUUGUACGGUACUGAGUGUAAGGGGACCGUAUCAAACUCAUCAAAACCCACUCACUGACCGCCUCAAAAUUUGCAGACCACGCAACGGAGGCAAGUACUGUGUGGGGCAACGCGAGCGCUACCGUUCGUGCAACACGCAGGAAUGCGCGUGGGACACACAGCCGUACCGCGAGCUCCAAUGCACCGAGUUCAACAACAAGGACAUUGGGAUUCAGGGCGUCGCGUCGACCAACACGCAGUGGGUGCCAAAGUACGCGAAUGUGGCGGCGAACGAGCGCUGCAAACUCUACUGCCGCCUGUCCGGUUCGGCGGCGUUCUACCUGCUCCGCGAUAAGGUCGUCGACGGAACGCCGUGCGAUCGCAACGGCGACGACAUUUGUGUGGCGGGCGCGUGCAUGCCGGCCGGCUGCGAUCACCAACUUCACUCGUCGCUCCGACGCGACAAGUGCGGCGUGUGCGGCGGCGACGAUUCGUCGUGUCAGGUGGUGAAGGGACACUUCAACGAGCAGGGCACGUUCGGCUACAACGAGGUUAUGAAGAUUCCGGCCGGCUCGGCGAACAUUGACAUCCGCCAAAAGGGCUAUAACAAUAUGAAGGAGGACGACAACUAUUUAUGUGAGUUUUUUAGAAAAUUGGUCCUAGCGCAAAGUCGCUAUCUUUUCCAGCCCUCCGCGCCGCGAACGGAGAAUUCCUGCUCAACGGACACUUCCAAGUCUCGCUCGCCCGUCAACAGAUCGCCUUCCAGGACGUGGUGCUCGAGUACUCGGGCUCCGACGCGAUCGUCGAGCGCAUCAAUGGCACCGGCCCGAUCCGCAGCGACAUUUACGUGCACGUCUUGUCGGUCGGCAGUCAUCCGCCCGACAUCUCGUACGAGUACAUGACUGCAGCAGUGCCCAACGCCGUCAUCCGGCCCAUCACCAGUGUGCUCUACCUUUGGCGAUUGACGGACGGCUGGUCCGAGUGUGAUCGCGCGUGUCGUGGCGCUCAGACGCAAAAGUUGGUGUGUAUGGACGUGAACAAUCAGCGGCAAGGGCACGAGAGGAACUGUCAGCACGUGGUGAAGCCGAAACAACCGACGCGGAUGUGUAACAUCGAUUGCUCGACGAGAUGGAUGACCGAAGACACGUCGAGCUGCAGCGCCAAGUGUGGAGCCGGGCAGAAGCGUCAACGCGCGAGCUGUGUGAAGAUGGAGGGCGAGCGUCAGACGCCCGUCUCCGAACACCUCUGCGAUCGGAACACGAAGCCCGCCGAGCUCACCUCCUGCUACAUCGACUGCUCGGGCCGACGCUGGAGCUACAGCGACUGGACCGCGUGCUCCGAGACGUGUGGCUCGAGCGGAAAGAUGCACAGAAACGCGUUCUGUACGGACGGAUCGAAUCGACGCGUCGAAGAGUCGUUGUGCGGUCGCGAGAUGAAAGAGGCGACGGAGCGCGAGUGCAAUCGGAUCCCGUGCCCGCGCUGGGUGUACGGUCACUGGUCCGAGUGCUCGAGAAGCUGUGACGGCGGAGUUCGGAUGCGUCACGCACAGUGUCUCGACGCUGCCGACCGCGAAACGCACUCGACGCGAUGCGGUCAGGCGCACACUCACGAAGCGUGCAACGAGAAUGUGUGUACGUGGUGGACGUUCGGACCCUGGUCCGAUUGUUCGGCCAAGUGCGGCGACGGCAUUCAGUACAGAGACGCGAAUUGUACGGAUCGUCACGGAAACCAUCAUCUCGGCGACCACCGAUGCCACAAGUCGGAGCGGAUCGUCACGAAGCCGUGCCAUCGCGACGCGUGUCCCAAGUACAAGCUCGGCGAGUGGUCCCAAUGCUCAGUGUCGUGUGAGGACGGCUGGAGUUCGCGUCGAGUGUCGUGUGUUUCUGGAAAUGGCUCAGAGGUCGAGAUGGCAUUGUGUGGACCGGUCACAGAUCGGCCCGCUUCGCAUCAGACGUGCAACCUCGGAACUUGUCCAUUCUGGAGGACCAGCGAUUGGGGAGCGGUAUAGGGUUUUCGGCAACUUUUCUCUAAUCCGCGCGCGUUUUUCAGUGUUCGGUCUCGUGCGGAAACGGUCAUCGCGAGCGCUCCAUCGAGUGCAUCUACCGGGACCAGUCGGUCGACGCGAGUUUCUGCGGUGACACGAAAAUGCCGGAGACGCGUCAGGCGUGCCAUCUCCUGCCGUGCACCUCGUGGAAAUCGACGCACUGGAGUCCGUGCUCGGUCACGUGUGGAUCGGGCGCGCAGACGAGAAGUGUGUCGUGUAUUCGGGGAGCCGAGGCGGCCGUCGUCGACGACUAUUUCUGUGAUCGGGUAAGCGUCAUGAAUUCCUUCUAAUUCGCCGCAAUUCUUCAGAAUACCCGGCCGCGCGAGAAGAAAACAUGCGAGAAAGAUGCGUGCGGUGAGCGACGAGUUCUCAGCAAGCUGCAGGCGGACGUGCCGCCCAUCCGCUGGGCCACCGGACCCUGGACCGCUUGCUCGGCUACUUGCGGCAACGGAACGCAACGCCGACUGCUCAAAUGCCGCGAUCACGUUCGCGAUCUGCCCGACGAGUACUGCAAACACGUCGAGAAGGAGGCGUCGAGCCGGAGCUGUCGUCUGCGCGACUGUUCGUACUGGAAGAGCGGCGAGUGGGAGGAGUGCCCGGCGACGUGCGGAACCCACGUCCAGCAGAGCCGCAACGUGGCGUGUGUCAGCGCGGAAGACGGUGGAGCGACGACGCUUCGUGACACGGAUUGUGAUGUGCAGAGGCGACCGACGAGCACGAGAAACUGUCGGCUCGAGCCGUGUCCGAAAGGAGAAGAGCAUCUCGGAUCGUGGAUUAUUGGCGAUUGGUCCAAGGUCGGUUGGCGCGCCACGUGUCGUCGCCUAGAAAACUGCUCGAAUUUCAGUGCUCUGCGUCGUGCGGCGGCGGCUGGCGACGUCGAAGUGUGUCGUGCACGUCGGCCUCGUGUGACGAGACGCGCAAACCCAAAAUGUUCGACAAGUGCAACGAAGAGCCGUGCCCGCCGCUCACCAACAACUCGUGGCAGAUCUCGCCGUGGACUCAUGUAAGUUUUGAAUUAUUCUACAGCGAACACGCUCCUUCUUCAGUGCUCCGUCACGUGCGGCGGCGGUGUCCAACGUCGUCGGAUCUGGUGCGAAGACGUGUUGUCCGGCCGCAAACAGGAGGACACCGAGUGCGCGGAGAGCAAGCCGCGCGAGCAACGCGACUGCGAAAUGCCGCCGUGCCGUCCACGCGUCACCUUCACGCGCAAUUCGUCGACGAGCGGCGCUUCUUCUUCCUCUUCCUCUUCUUCUUCUUCUUCCGCCUCUUCUUCCGCUUCUUCGCUUCCUUCUGUCCUUCCUGUCGUCUCCUGGCAAACGUCGGCGUGGAGCGCGGUACGUAAUAACAACCAUCAUCAGUAUCAUGAGCCCCGAUCCACUCUUCCUCCUGUCACGUCUUCCGGACGUCGUCGGGGUCGACGUCCGAAACGUCCGCGGGCCUACUACCGUAACCAAUAUUAUCACUAUCAAGUUAAUAAGGUUUAGGCUCUCGCCCCCCCCCCCCGCUUAUAGUUAUUGUUGUGCCACCGUUUUGUCCAUGUCCGUUUAUGUCCACUAUUAUAGGUUCAAAAAUUGUGUGUGUCCCUCUUUGUACCCUUCAUGUACCUUUAAAAAACGCCAAACGGGUCGUGGGAUCCGAUCCAAUCGAUCCCGCGAACAAACAAAAAUUUCGCAAUUCUUUUUUUCACUUUUUUGUCGUCGUCGUCGUCGCACUCAUCAACCCCAGUUUUCUUUCUCAAAAGAAUGCCAGAUUUCAGUUGUCUCCUCUCUUUUUUUCUCUCUCUCUCUCUCUCUACUUUUCUGAUCUUUGCCAAUGUCUCUCGCUCUGCUCUUCACACAAGUCACACACACACCAACACUGAAAAUCAAUCAAUAAAUGUAUGUUAUAUGGCUGCUGCUUUUGUUUGUGUUGUGUCCUGUUUGCAUGCCAACACCACCACCAACACCGUUGUUGCUAGAGGAGAAGCGCACGCACGCUACUUUUUGUUGUCUAGGUGAGCACUUGUCGUUGGGAUUACGGUACUACAAGAAGACCCCCAGACCCCCCUCCCUCACUCCCUUCACCACUUUUAAAAAUGUGCUGUCCGAGUAAUCCCCUCCGUUAACAAAAAGUUUCAGUGUUCCGCAAAAUGCGGUCGAGGAAUGAAGCGGCGAGUCGUCGAGUGCGUCAACACUGCGCUCAAUGUGACGGUGGCGAGCACGAGAUGCGAUCAGGCGGCGAAGCCGGUCGACGAGAUCCGAUGCAGAACGUCGCAUUGUCCGCGAUGGAAGUCGAGCGGAUGGAGCGCGGUACGUUUUGUAAUGACAGAAAUAAACAGCACGUGUUGUUGCAGGGGAGUUGAUAAAAUUGACAAAACUGAACCGUCGUUUCAUUUCUUUCUCCCACGGCGACCAAAAACGUAGAAAGGGGCGUGGCCUAACGCGUGCACGGUUUUGACACCAUUUUGGCGCAAAAUUCGACAUUUAACCCCAUUUUUCAUGUUUUUCGUUCAAAAAUUACCCAAAUUUUGGACGAUUUCGACGACGAUGUAAUUGCAUAACUUUGUUAAUAAACUAAUCAUCGCGCACUUUUUGAGCUUAAAACGAGCAGAUUUCAUUCAGAAAUUCAAUCAAUUGAAUCGAUUUUCAAGUUUAGUGCUGAAAAUGCGCGAAUUUCAGUCAUUCGCCGAUACUUUUUGCCGUUUGAACGCUUAAAAUACUUGUAUUAACGUGCUUAAUCACUUCCGACACUCACUUUGUCUCAAAACUAUCCAGAUCGGCCGGUAUGAAAAUUCCGAAAUUGCGGCGGAGAGCGUAUUGCGAAAUAUGCCAAAAACGUCUGAAACGCGGCGUUUUCACGAAAAUUUCAAUGUUUUCUCUCCGGGUACCUCUAGGAACUCGAUCGCAAUCUUGUUAGAAAACUUUGCAAUCUAAUACGAACUCGUCUGAAAUAGAAUUUGCUUCAAUUCGAUUGCAAAAUCUUCUAAUUAGACUGCAAUUUUUUCUUAUUAGAUUGCAAUUCAGGAAAAAUAUAUUGUAAACUAAUACGAUUUUACUGGAACUUCAAUUAAAUCUGAUUAGAUUGCAAAAUUGAGCUUCUUCUUAUUAGAUUGCAAUCGAGUUUCCAGAGUACGAUUCAAAUUCGUUGACAAAUAAUUCGUCUCGCGGUUGACACUUUAAAAAAAAACCGGACUAAUGCCGAAAGAACAAAGUUUAGCAGCUGAAAAUUGGCGAAAGCCACUUUCGUGAAACAGUUGGAAUUCAGUUGAAAACGCUGAAAAUUUCUGGAAAAUCAGAGAAAAAAACAAGUGUGGAAAUGCGUCUGUGCAACCACCGCGACGCGCAAAUGCAGACUUUGCACUAUUUGAAAACGGCGCUUAAAAAGUUGAUAAUUUUUGAAAUGCGGGCCCAAAAAUCGCAACUAUGGUUUUGUUCGCCCAACUAAUUGGAGCAUUAGCGGCUUCUCACUCAAAGUACCGUCUGAACUCCCCUAAAAUCGAGCGUUUUCAGUGCUCUGUGACGUGCGGCAAAGGCGUCCGUCGUCGUGAGGUGCACUGUUAUCGUGGACGCAAAAACAUGGUCAACGACACCGAGUGCAACGCGGACACUCGCCUCAACACCGAGGCCAACUGUUUCCCGGUGGCUUGCCCCGAUUAUCAGUGGAACACCACUCCGUGGAGCAAGGUAGGUACUUUUGCGAAAAUCGUUCGCCAAACAAGUCUAGGCUCCGUCGUUCGCGUUCGAAUGGAUAUGGUAAGGUUGACUAGAAGCCUCUAGAAACUUCUUCUCCACAAACCGUCACGUGCUCGUUUUGAGACUCUCCACCCGUUGUUUUUUUUUCUGUUGUUGUUGCAUAUCGUUGUGCGUACCAAAAGCCGUCGAAUUUUCAGUGCAAAGAUGAGUGCGCUCGGGGACAAAAGCAGACUCGUCGCGUCUACUGCAUGAGCAAUUCGGGUAAACGAGCGGCGCCGCGCAUGUGCGAGCCCGCUCUCGCGCCCAUUUCCGUCAAGGAGUGCGACACGAAGAGUUGCCCGUACGAGUGGGUGCCCGGCGAUUGGCAGACGGUCAGUUGCCCAUUUUCUACGCUUCUCUAGUAUGACAAGAUUAGUGCCGGUCCAAUCAGGACCAUGUUUUGAGAAAAGCACAAAUGUAUGUUCUUCCGGGUUUUCAGUGCUCCAAAUCGUGCGGAGAAGGAGUGCAAACACGCGAAGUUCAAUGCCGUCGCAAGCUCGACUACAACUCGUCCAUCCCAAUCUUCUUCAUGCUCGAAGAGGAGCCGGCGGUGCCGAAGGAAAAGUGCGAACUGUUCCCAAGACCGCCAGAGAGUCAGAGUUGCGAGCUGAAUCCGUGCGAUUCCGAGUUCAAAUGGAGCUUCGGACCGUGGGGAGAGGUAUUGGCAGCUGACAAAUUUUGUAAAGAAAUUGAUCGAUGAUACAUUGUAGUGUUCCAAAACGUGCGGUCAAGGUGUGCGUCGUCGUCGCGUCAAAUGCGUCGCUUCGGACGGUCAUCGUGUCGAGCGGGCCAAGUGCACGACGAAGAAGCCGAGAAGGACGCAGUAUUGUUUCGAGAGAAAUUGUAGGCCUACAUAUAUACGGCGCCCUCAUUGAUUCGACCGCCCGACUUUCAGGCCUUCCAGCCACGUGUCAGGAGAUCAAAUCGCUGAACGCGAGCGCCAAGGACGGAAACUACACGAUCCUUCUCGACGGCUUCACAAUUGAAAUCUAUUGUCAUCAGAUGAACACCACCAUUCCGAAAGCCUAUUUGAACCUGAAUCCACAGACCAAUUUCGCGGAGGUGUACGGGAAAAAGUGAGUGUUUGCCGCUUCUUUAAACAACAUUUUCGGUAGCAAUUGAUGUGCUGGGUUUUUUUCUUUCUUAGAGACUAUCGGACUAUUUUUCGUGACAAAAACGUUCUGGAAACUCCGAAAAUGCAUUACAGGCUGAUCUACCCGCACACGUGUCCGUUCAACGGCGAACGCAACGACUCGUGCCUGUGCUCGGAUGCGGGAGACGCGAACGCCGGCCUUACCCGCUUCAACAAAGUGCGCAUCGACUUGCAGAAUCGAAAAAUACACUGUAAGCAGUGGGUUUUAAAGGUGACAACCGCAUUCUCGAUUACAGUGACCGAUUACACGUUCGCGAAGAGUAUGUACGGGGUGUACGUGCCGUUCGCCACGGCCGGCGACUGCUACAGUAUGAAGGAUUGUCCGCAGGGCGAGUUUUCGAUCGAUUUAAAGUCGGUCGGCCUCAAGAUUGUCGACGACUUGAACUGGGAAGAUCAGGGACAUCGGACGACGUCGCGCAUCGAUCGCACUUUUGUGAGUUGUGUUGUGCCCUUUCAAAGUUCAAAGGGACCGGUCGGGAAUGCAAAUUUUCCAGAACAACGCAGUGAUCGAGGGUCGGUGUGGCGGUUAUUGUGGAAAAUGUUCGCCGGAACGCUUCAAAGGCCUGAUUUUCGAGGUGAACACGAAACUUUUGAACCAUCUGAAAGCCGGCGGAUCGAUGGACGACGAUCUGGACGGACACCGUCUCGCCGACGACUUUGGCAGCGGUCUUGUUGAGAAAAAAAUUCGUUGA